AAAGGUGGUCUUCCACCCAAAGCCACCCCUCUCUCUCUCUCUCUCUCUCUCUCUCCUGAAUGAACCUCGCUAGAAUUUGGAGAAACUUCGAUGAAACGGUUCUAAAUUUAGUGAUGCGAUAUGUUGCUUAUUCAGCAAUCUAAAUUUAAAGCAUCACUCUCUGUGCAGUGUCUCAUUUAAUUUCCUUUCCUUUUCUUUUCUUUUCUUUUCUUUUUUUUUUUUUUUUGCAGAAGCGGUGUAAAUUUAAAAUUUUCUUCUGCUUCAUUCAGUCUUUCUCUCUCUCUCUCUCUCUGUUCUCUCACAGAAGACUCCUGUUAAAAUGGAGAAAGCUCCCGUUCAUAUCUUUUGAGUGCUAAGCAAGAACAAGAAACUGAGGGAGACCCACCAGAGAAACCUAUCCAAAGUAAUCAGGGAAAAUGAUGAUGGUCGAAACCUCGGGAAAGAAGAGGCCCUCGAUCAACCUCUCCCUCUUCAUCAACUUUUCUGAGUUAUCCUCCUCCGAUUCUGGCUGGAAGUCCCCGAAUUCCAUAAUCGACUGCAAGCCCCCCACCAAAUCUCUCCGGAAGAACUUCGAGGAAGGCGUCGUGGGGCUGGGAAUCGUGGCCGCCAUGAAUGAAAUGAAUGACACCCAUGAUGCAUUUUCCUCAGCUAAAACCAGCAGAGCUGUGAAGAUGGCACUCUCGCCAAGAUCGGAGCCGAUCCCCAUCGUUUAUGCCAAGCCCACCUCUAAGCAUAAAGAACCCAUUUCCGAGAACAAGCAUGAGAUGGAGCUCUCUGAGAGCUAUACGUGUGUCAUUUCCCGUGUUGGGAAUAAUUCGAUCAAGAAACAUGAAUACUUUGAUAAGCCUGAUGACACUACUGGUACUCAGUGGCUGAAUUCUGCUGUUUUCUUCACCUCCCCACCGGACUAUGUUGAGCCCGGGACGGCUUUUCGUACUGCUGACUUCCUCAGCUCUUGCUACCGCUGCAAGAAGAAGCUUCAGGGGCUGGAUAUCUUCAUGUACAGAGGGGACAAAGCCUUCUGUAGCGUGGAUUGCAGAUCGAUCCAAAUUACAAGGGAUGAACAUAGGGAGAAAUGCCUCUCUGGAGCUCGAACGACCUUCGAUUGCUCUGUUUCUCCCUGCUCAACUCCAGUGCUCUUCAAAACAGGGAUUGCAAUAGCUUAAUUACUCAUAGAUACCAAAAUCAAUAAAGGAUAAAAAUGUAGAAGAUAAAAAAGCAAACAAAGAAGGAAGGUAGCCAAAUAAUUGGUAUCACCGCCACCGGCAUAAGUAACAUAAAGAGAGCUUUGAGAGAAUUUCUGAGGUCAUUACUAGGAUUGUCUCAGCAUGCAAAAUCUUGAAGAGGAUAGAGUAUUGAAGAAAGUUUGGAUAUGAAUUAAGGCAUACAAUGAGAAAAGAAAAUUAAGGAGCUGGAUGUUCUAGACAUAUGAUCAUAACUAUAUUAUUGCUAUUAUUAUUAAGGCCUCUAUUUUUACUAGUAUCAGCUUCUCUUCAUGCUUUUCUAGUUCUUUGAUACUGUUCAUCAGUUUGCUAUAGUAUAUAUGUGUGGGAUGUGAAAUCACAGGCACAGUUGUAGGAAUAUGAACCAAUGAAUGGAAUCUGCAAUUUGUGUU
Molecule: messenger RNA, 1615 nt
Organism: Nelumbo nucifera (sacred lotus)
Lineage: Eukaryota; Viridiplantae; Streptophyta; Magnoliopsida; Proteales; Nelumbonaceae
Product: FCS-Like Zinc finger 13-like
Source: RefSeq, a predicted model, not a curated record